Pelobates fuscus (common spadefoot toad) is the source of this 1059-nucleotide messenger RNA. RefSeq names its product golgin subfamily A member 6-like protein 2. The transcript has 3 exons. Bases 1 to 960 code for a protein of 319 amino acids. NCBI's taxonomy places the organism in Eukaryota, Metazoa, Chordata, Amphibia, Anura, Pelobatidae. The record is from RefSeq and is a predicted model, not a curated record.
AUGUUGAUAAGCAGUCCUCAAUGGAAAACAUUGAAGCACUUAACUGAGAAUAGACAAGUAGCACUGACUCAUAGUCAGGACCAAGCUGGGUCAGGGCAGGUAGCACUGACUCAUAGUCAGGACCAAGCUGGGUCAGGGCAGGUAGCACUGACUCAGAGUCAGGACCAAGCUGGGUUAAGGAAGGUAGCACUGACUCAGAGUCAAGACCAAGCUGGGUCAGGGAAGGUAGCACUGACUCAGAGUCAGGACCAAGCUGGGUCAGGGCAGGUAGCACUGACUCAGAGUCAGGACCAAGCUGGGUUAGGGAAGGUAGCACUGACUCGGAGUCAGGACCAAGCUGGGUCAGGGCAGGUAGCACUGACUCAGAGUCAGGACCAAGCUGGGUCAGGGCAGGUAGCACUGACUCAGAGUCAGGACCAAGCUGGGUCAGGGAAGGUAGCACUGACUCAGAGUCAGGACCAAGCUGGGUCAGGGCAGGUAGCACUGACUCAGAGUCAGGACCAAGCUGGGUCAGGGAAGGUAGCACUGACUCAGAGUCAGGACCAAACUGUGUCAGGGCAGGUAGCACUGACUCAGAGUCAGGACCAAGCUGGGUCAGGGAAGGUAGCACUGACUCAGAGUCAGGACCAAGCUGGGUCAGGGAAGGUAGCACUGACUCAGAGUCAGGACCAAGCUGGGUCAGGGAAGGUAGCACUGACUCAGAGUCAGGACCAAGCUGGGUCAGGGAAGGUAGCACUGACUCAGAGUCAGGACCAAGCUGGGUCAGGGAAGGUCGCACUGACUCAGAGUCAGGACCAAGCUGGGUCAGGGAAGGUCGCACUGACUCAGAGUCAGGACCAAGCUGGGUCAGCGAAGGUCGCACUGACUCAGAGUCAGGACCAAGCUGGGUCAGUGAAGGUAGCACUGACUCAGAGUCAGGACCAAGCUGGGUCAGCGAAGGUAGCACUGCAUAAGAAUUAACAAGGAGAAGACAAUUGGCUCUAGAUCAAAACCGGGAUAUUGCAAGGAACAGGCUCUGCCAUCAGAAUAGAAAAGUAAUCUCAUUGAAUGAAAAAAUGA